AUGUGUUAGUAUUGAGAUAAUUUUCAUAAACAUUUUUGUUGGCGUUCGUGCGUUAUUUUCUGCGUUAAUUAUUAACACUUAACGUGAAAUAAAAAUAAUGAAAGUAAAAAAUACAUAUAAUCAUGCCUAAAACAACCAAUAUCAAACGCGUAAGGGCACUUCCUGAAGGAAUAAUUAUGAAUGAUUAUUAAUGUCCAAUAAGUCUCUUCGACUUAAAAGUUUCAUUUGCAACGCGCGUGACGGCCACAUGCCGAUCUUUUAAUUCAAUACAGUUUACAAUAUAAUCUAUGAUAAAAUAAUACAAUAAACAAAUUCAGCGGUGACAAAGCUCACUUUUAACCCAAAAAAGGAAUAUUGAAAUCGGAACGAAAUAUACAUAAUUGCGAGAAAAUUGUACCAUCGGUCAAAAUACAGCCGCUCGUCGGCGGUAAAUGAAAACGCGUCAAUUGGCAAGUGAUGUGCGUCGGCCUUAAAAGUCAGCAAGCGCUGCAGUCGGCCUGAAAUGAAGCGGCGCGGCUCGGCCGUGAACAAUUCGUUAUAUUGGUGCGAGGUUUGACGUACCGGCACGGUACGUACGCGAGCAAAUUGUUUACGUAACGCCGGUAUAAGGCCUGCUCGGUGUUGGCAAGUUCGGUACCAGUUUCGCGCGCGAGUUACGCGACCAGCCGCACAGUGUCGCGUUGCGUCCAUAGCGAGUGAUCCUCGAUCCUCGAUUUUCGUUCCUUAACCUGUUAACUGCGAAAUUUACUAUAACGUUACGGGUUACCGACGUGUGUACACAUCGAACGCAGUUAACUGGUGAAACUCAGUUUCUCAUCUUCGAUUGGUAAUCGCGAUCGCGCCCGAUGCGUAUGCGUAGACGAUCGCAAACGUGUCUCCACGAUCGGCACGCCUUUAAACCUUACGUGACGGUCCGCGCUCGUUUAAAUUCGAUUUGGACCGCUAUGAGCCGUUGUCUCGUGAACCGUUCGAAUUCUUCGUCCCACAUACUUCAUGUGGCCUGAGAAGAGGGAUGCCGAUUAUGUUAACUGUGCCUAAGAAGACGGGGAGGCAGAUGUCUAUUACCAUUUCUGCAUAAAUGUAGGAAAUGUUGAUCAAAAUAAAUUAGAUUAUUGAAUAUAAAUUAAUAUAAAAUUAAGUGAAGUAAAUGAAAAAAAAUAUAUGAAUAAUACGAAAGGGAAGGGAUAUUAUGGCAUUGAAUAAUUGCGUUGGUGAUCGUGACAGUUAAUUUAAGCCAAUGCCAAAGAUCGGGGUGACUCCUGACGAGCGUUAGGGAUUAAUUAUAAGAAACUAUGAGUGCUACUUAAUAUUGACAGAUAUUUGUUACUGUUUUUAGAUGGAUGGGUAGGGUAUAAAUAAAAAGGAGGCCUAAUAAGUGGUGUAAAAUAAAAUAAAAUAAAUGGAAAAUGCUAGGAAAGGUUGAAGAAGAAAUAUGGUGAUUCAGUCAUUAAGAGGUAAUAAUUAUGAAUGGUAAUCUUAGUAGACGUCAAAGACCAAGAUAAUUCCAAGACAAAUGUAACGUGACGUAAGACGAAUUAUAAGAGACUAUAAGUACAGCCUAAUGUUGACAAUCGUCAUUGCUUUCAUUAAUUUUGUUCUUAUCUGAGCAAUUAAUUUUUUUUUUAAUCCGUCGCAUAUAAAUUCCGCGACUUUUGUAGAACUUUAAAUUCAGAGCCGUUAUUAAACGGGAAUCUAAAUGAACAAUGUUUAUAAAUUUAUGCAAUUCUUUCGUUCAGAAGAUUUUGUAUUGAAUGUGAUUCUUUGAUGUAUUAAGAUUCCAGAUGAAGUGUACAUAUUGUGAACCUGAAUCCAAAGCUGCGAUUUUGAUAUCAAUAAAUUAAAAAUCUAUGUCCUGUCUACUUAAUGGGAAAAUGAAGAAAGGUGGUGCACAGUAAAUGUACCUAUUAAACCGCGAAAUUCUUGUUGCAAAUCACUACUCUUUCAUAAACAACCUCUUGUAAAGUUCGAAAUAAUCGAUUAUAAGUAUCUUGUCUAUAGCGAGAUAAUAACUUUCUUUAAGUGUAACAUUCCAUUCUUAUAACAGAGUGUUAUGUUUCCAAGUUGAGAGUAUUCUAUACAUUAUAUAACUUUAUAUUUCAUUUUCUAUCGACGUGGUAAUAACUAAAAAUUGAAAAUAUAGAAUCGUGUAGUAAAUCCAAAGAAGACGUGGAAUUUAAUUCUAAACAUCAAUACCUCCUUCGAUGUCCUUUACGUUAUUUUUUUAAAUGUUACCUUCAUUAUUUCGCUUUCCUUCCUAUAAACGGUAAGGUGCACAAGGCAUUUUUCCCAGUACAAUGUUAAAAUAAAAUAUCACGUAUUGCAGAAAGGAACGGUGUUCGAAAAGAACAGUUAAUGGAAGCUCGAGUACCGGAAGUGAUUAUAGACAUUUAAAAAAAAAACACGGAGUCCAGAGCAAUUUUACCUGCGUCCUUGUGGUGAAAUAUGAAGUCACUCAUUAUCUCUAGUUGCUGGUGUAAAGGAGUACUCAAUACGAAGAAGAAGACAAUCACAUCGACAAGAGAUGACACAAGCCGAUAAAUGUAUAGAUGAAAGAUGUUCGUCACUGAACAAACUGGAACUACUUUCGACGAUUGUUUAAGUUUUGCCGCACCUUGCGAGUCUUUGUCAUCGUAGAAUUCUGCUAGCAGUCAUUCGAUCAAAAGAGAAUACAAAAGUGUGAUUGUUGAAAUUCAAACUCGUCCAGAAACGGAUUGAAAGUCGAAAAACAAGGUCAAGAGAAACUUGGAAUUCUACAUAAAAGUAAUAUCUUCGCAUAAUACAAUUGACUUGGAUAUAUAAUUUGCUGAAUUACCAGAAUAAAAUUAUCUUAUCCGCAAGUAUAUCUGUGCCUUUAUCAAUGAAUAUACUCCGUGAUAGUUCAAAUACCAUGCUGGAGCAGAGACGAACUAACAGUCGUCGUUUCAUAGCUUGACAAGGGCAAAAAGAAAAGUAGAAUUGUAAACCUGUAUAGUAUACAUAGUACACUUGCAUUCAAUUGGCUACACGUGGAAUUGAGAUUAAAAUAUCAGUGAAUAUAUCUAUGCUUGGUCGAGAAGAAAGUUGCUUCGGACAUUUAAUUCAUUGAGAUUGGUGGAAUCCAGUGAGCUCAUUAGUGAAAUAUAUUCAUGUCAGUACCAGUGAAUAUACAACGAUCUUCAUGAUAUAUAUAAUAUGAAUGAAGUAAAGCAAGUGUGGACGAGCUUGAGAUCACCCAGAUCCUCUGCUCUGUUUCCCAGCACAAGCUCAAGUACUAUUUGGUACGACGUACCAUUACCAAUGAUAGUGCACGAAAGGGAAUUUCAGGAACAGGCGAUGGCCUCUCAAAAGAAAUCCGAAGAGACCUCCGAAAACAUCAAAGCCGAGGGGACAGGCAAUUGUUCCGAUGGGACUACGUUUCCAAACGAGGUCUUAUACCAGAACAACGUAGAGGCGGCACUAAACAGUCUCACCAAGGUUUGCACUCACCCCUUGAAGAGGAAUGAUCAAUCGGACGAUGAAAAGAUCUCGAAAAACACCACUGAAGACGUCAAAGAAAUGAAAGAAAACGCUGGUAGAAGAAGACACAGCUCCAGUGUGGAAUUAACAGCAACUUCUUCGGUGAGGACCGAUAGCGAGGGUAUGCCCGUACUAAGCUUCAGCUUCCUGAAAGCCGAAGAAAGUGCCAAAAAUGCACGGAUCGUCCAAGGAAAUGAGGACGUCAAGGACGAGGUCAAAGAUAAAAAAGAUCUGCAAAAUGAUUUAUAUGACUUCCCUAAAAGCAGGGAGAGGGUUUCUAGCGAUGGAUUGUCGUCACCUAGUCACGCUGAGGGUUCCAAAAAAGAGAGGAAUCUCACCAGGGAAGGUAACUGUGGAGAAGCUGGAACGCACCAUGAGGACAUCGUGGAGAAUGCAGAUGACGAAUUGUACGAUGUACCAAAGCUACAUGUAAGUCACGAGAGUAGAGUCAGUGCCGAUGACAUUUCAUCAGAAGAUGUGACAAGUGCUGGGAAAAAGAACGAUGACGUCCAUAGAGGCUCUCAGCUGAAGUCUAGGUCUCUUCAUGAUGUAACCUCGAUUUCAGGUUCGAUUUCUGAUUCCGAAUGCUUGGAGCACCGAUCGUUCAGCGGAAAACACAGGGAAAAAAAGCUGAAGAGGCAAAAGAAGAAACUAGGAAAGGCUUGGGGUAAAAUGCGGAGCUGGCUAAGGGAAGAAAAACUGAGACUGGGUGAAGUGGUGAACAAGCACGCAAGAAUGCAGGCUGUGGGUGCUCUUCGAGAUGUUGAGUUCAGUCAGAAGAUCAUGAAGAGGGCUCAAAGCUGCUCCUACGAUUUGACCAAGACCAGGAGACUCGUGGUGGGUUCCAUCACGAGGGUCGAAGAGUUUGGGCUGUCUUCGGUGUCCGAAGAGGGUAAUGCCUCAGACCCUGAGAGACCGGAAGACUGUUCCUUCGAAAGGAUCUCUGGAAAAUCCCCCGAUCUCGUCGAGGUGCAUCCUUUGGAAAGUGCAGAUGAGAGAUUUUCGAAUCGGGAUGAAGUGAAGAAUCCGUCUUCGAAGCUGCUCAGAAAAAAAACUGUUAGCUCGGAGAACGUUUCGUCUGAAACCAAGAUGAACCUAACUCCGAUAUCCUUCAGCAUGGAUGAGUUAUCAGUGGAUCGCAAAAGAGACGAGGAUAACGAACGAGUUACCGCAGUGGAUCGAGAAAGCAGAGAAUUGACUGGAAAAACUGGACCUAUUAGGAAGAGGAUGCUGGGUUCCAUUCGAGGACUCAUGGCGUCUACUCAUCUCCUGCAGACUCAUGAUGCUGAAGAGGGAGGCCAAGGGGGGUUCGAUGAAAUUCGCCGGUACGUGAAGCAAGGCGGUGACUUUUGCAAAGAACUAGCUGCGAUUUUGCACGAAAGGGCGGAACUGGAAGCCUCCUAUGCCAAAGGUCUGAGCAAACUCAGCGGUAAAUUGACGAAAGCGUGCACGAAAGAUCAAGGCGGCAACAGUGCUGGAGACGUCAAUGAAGCUUGGAGAUGCGUCGGCGAAGAGAUGGAAGCAGCUGCGGAGGCUCAUAGAAUCUGGGGCAUUGCUUUAAGCGAACAACUGGCCAAACCGUUAAGGGUGGGUGUUGCAGAGGCUCAAGGACGUUCUCGUAAAUCCAUAGAGAAUUCCGUAGACAAAGCUUCAAAAUCGCUGCAAGAAUGGCGAGGGAUUGCUUCCAAGAGCAAAAAGCAAAGCUUCGCCUGCGCCCGCGAAAACGAGAGGCUGCAAGAUCUCGCCCGCCUUCAAUCGAUCGGCCAGAGCCAACAGAACAACAAAUCGUCGAACCAUCACCUCACAGAAAAGGAAGUUAAUAAAUUGGAAACUAGGAGAAGAAAGGCGGAGGACUCUUCGAGGCGAGCCGAUACUGAAUUUUAUACCGUCAGUGUGAGGUCCGAGAGAGCCCGGUUAGAAUAUGAAAGCACCGUCAGAAAAGGUGCGAAGCAAAUGGAGCUGCUUGAAGAAGAGAGGCUGAGCGCAUUAAAGGACCUGGCCAACGUUUACUUAGCACAUUUACAAGCCCUUGCGCCACGUUUACAGCAGAGUGCGGAUCGACUGUCAACUCCAAUUCGCAACUGCAACGUGUCUCAUGACGUGGAGAUCUUGAAGAGUCUAAUCCGCAGGGUAGACAGUAACGAUGCAUCCAAUGCCGAGCAACUUCUGCCGGACUUCUACGCCGAGCACGUAACCCUAGCUAUGAACAGAGAACGACGAAAACAAGCAUUAGUUAGAGUUUUACAUCUGAUCAGGCAGGAUUUGGAAAGGGAAAGACGCGGCAGGGAGGGCCUGGAGACUUUACAUCGAGCUUUCAUACAGACUCCAGCGUUUGCUGCCGACGAGAGUACGCAGAACGUUACGGAUAAGUUGCAUCAUAUGCGCUCCAUGCUGACGUAUUUGGAAGCAGCGAGGUACAAGAUUGGUGGUGCUCUUGCUGAAGUUGAAGGAGGCAAGAGAGGCAAACAUCCACUGGCUGAACAUAUCCUGGUUUCUAGAGAUAAGCAAGGAUUGCAGCAAAGUGUGCUUAAGGUUCCUUCCUGGGCAAGGAACGAAAGUUUCGAACUCCCAGAAAGCCAAGAUGAGCUCGACGAAGUUUGCCUGGCAAAGGAGCGCGAAACCGAUGCUCGUGAAUGGGCUGAUCGCACCGCCGGGGAUGGAAAUUCCGAAAAUCCACCGGACGAAGAAGACUUCAGCGACUUCGACGAGUUUAGCAGUCAAUCCGAGGACAACAACAACCAGGACAUCGACACCACGGACGUAACCAGCAAAAGUGAAGGCACCGAGCAAUGUAGGGCCAUGUAUCAAUACUCGGCAAACCUGAACGACGAGUUAAGUCUAAAUCCAGGUGAUCUGAUAACGGUCCAUGAGAAACAAGCCGAUGGUUGGUGGAUCGGAGAAUGCAAAGGACGAACCGGUAUAUUUCCAGCCACGUAUGUCCAAGUCAUUCUCUGAAAGGUCAAAUUCGAUUCCCAAUGAUAGCAUUAUACUCUCUCAAACUUGACUUCGAGAAAGAAAGGAAGGUGCAAAACUUAUCGCGGGUCUUUCUCCAUUUUUGAAAACUGCAUGAAGCAGAUAAGUAACAUUGCGGUGUGUAGACGCUCUCGUCAACAACGUCAAUUCGUUUAACUGCCGUGGUCUACUUCGAGGUUAAACAAACUGCCAGAGAGUACCAGACGAAUAAAAUUAAGUAAAUCAACCUGCCAAUUUGUAUUAGGUUUCACCUCAAAUAGCAAGGAGAUAGCAAGUUAUUGAAACAUAGUGUUCAAAUGGCGACUUUAAUGCUUUUACGAAAGAUAUGUAUCCCGUUUUCUUGUUAAUUUGCGAUAUUAAGCAUAUUUGUUAUUCUGGGAGAGUAUAGAGUAAUCACCAGGGUAAGUGAAAGUCACAACCAAAUAUUUCGUACUGUAUAUAACACUAAUGUUAAUGACGACACAAAGUUGUAUAUAAUAACACAGUGGAUAAAAUCCGAUUAUUUAAAUGCUACUUAUAGUAACACUUUGGCAAUAAAUGGCAUUUAUUUACUUA
Messenger RNA from Orussus abietinus, 7023 nucleotides. RefSeq lists its product as uncharacterized. The transcript is spliced from 9 exons. Gene Ontology annotation, molecular function: protein binding. The record is from RefSeq and is a predicted model, not a curated record. The coding region runs from base 3172 to 6450 and encodes 1092 amino acids. Gene Ontology annotation, cellular component: cytoplasm; plasma membrane. Lineage: Eukaryota; Metazoa; Arthropoda; Insecta; Hymenoptera; Orussidae.